Messenger RNA from Sitophilus oryzae (rice weevil), 564 nucleotides. Its product is annotated as small lysine-rich protein 1. Bases 263 to 517 code for a protein of 84 amino acids. The transcript is spliced from 2 exons. Lineage: Eukaryota; Metazoa; Arthropoda; Insecta; Coleoptera; Curculionidae. The record is from RefSeq and is a predicted model, not a curated record.
UAUUUAUCUCUGUCGCAUGCACUAAAAUACAGACCACCCUACGUAUACUGGCUACGAAAAUUCUUAUGCUCUGUAUAGUUUAACAAAUCACAGAGAAAUAUUUAAUUUUUUGAUUUAAUUCAACACACUUAAAAAUAAAAAAAAAAGUAAUAACUGUUGUUACUGGUAACAUUGAUCCAACAACACAGUUUUAUCAAUAUAUGCAUUCUUUUGUCUCCUACCCUAAAUCAGCUUUCAGUAAUAUUGCGUUUUUUUGUUCAAAAUGCCAAAAGGCAAAAAGAAAAAGCUAAAAAAUAAUAAAAAUGGCGAUAAAAACAAGAAAAAAGCACCCUCAAAGCCGAAGAAAAGCGGGGGUAAGAAAUCUAGAUCCAAGACGGCCAGAUGCAAUAUGGACAUAUUUACAGAGGUUGCCAUGGAAAAUGCAUACACCACCUGUCAUAACGUUCAAGAUUUGUUAAAAUGUCGAGGCUUUCCAUGGCCAGAUGCUCAAAAAAAGAAGAAGAAAGGCAAAAAAUAAUUUAUUCAAAUAUAUUAAUGAAAUCUAAAUAAACAUUUUUAGUAAUU